AUGGAGAUUGAUACUAUCAUCGUCGGCAAUGGGCCGUCGGCUAUGAUCCUUUCAUACAUCCUCCAUGGACACAUCCCUUUCUACUCAUCCGACCCUCCACAUCCUGAUCAUUUAUUGGACGCCAAGUUGAAAGCCGCCCCAGAGAUCUUGAAUGCCGAUGUGAACUCUCUUACAGCGCACUUCGACGCGUCACGCCUAUCAUACUCGACUCAGGCCCUUCCCGUGAACGUCUUACUAGACACACUUGUACGGCCAAGUGUUGAUGUGGAUGAGCCUGGCUGCAUCUCAAAUAUUAAUUGGCGCUCACAGCCUGAGAAGGCUGUCUCGCAUCUUGUUUUUGGAAAGCCCUCGAAGCCUGGAGGCCAAUGGACAGAGGAUCCAUGGGGCGCGAACUGGGAUAUUCAGACAUUGAGUUAUGCGGCAAUGCUGUCCCUGCCGGGGUACUCCUUUUCCGACCAUCACAAAAGGACAACGGGAAGGGAUCUACCGUCAUAUACAAGGCCUACACGGCGCGAGAUUGCCGAUUAUUUUUCUGCCUAUCCCGAGGCUGUGCAUAUCAAUGAUGCGUUUCGGUGUGGGGAAGAACUAAAGGGAAUUUCCCGCACCGCUACUGGGUUUUAUGUUCGUUCUCAUAACCUUCACUGCAAGCGCCUAGUCCUGGCAAGUGGAAUCUUUUCCGAGGUCCUCACACCAGAGCCGGUUUUACGUCCAUUACUUGAGACCAAGCCUUUGCCUGACGUCCCACUACUCGUCAUUGGAUCUGGCUUCUCCGCUGCGGAUGCCAUCAUCUCCGCCUCCCCAAACCAAAAGAUCUUACACAUAUACAAAUGGUCUCCGAAUGACCGCCCAUCGCCUCUCCGGGCCUGCCACCAGCAAGCAUAUCCUGAGUAUGCCGGUGUCUACCGUCUUAUGAAACGAGCUGCCCUCACAGCCGAGGCUGCAGCUAAAGACCAGCGGCCAAAGUACCGACGUGCGACUUCAACGCCAUUCCUUGAAAGCCGGAAUUGGGAAGACAUCUAUGAAGGUCUUCCUAAUGUUGAAGUGACAGCUGUAGAAGUUCACGGCGACCUGGCGACGGUCUCAUUCCACCGCCAAGAUGGAACUGUCUUCUCUCGGCCUGUGCGUGGCCUGGUGUAUGCUGCUGGCCGGCGAGGCACGCUAAAUUACCUUGAUCCCGAGCUCCGCUGUGAAGUGUUGGGGCAGGGCAAUCAAGAGGAUUCAGCUGUCACCGGCCAGACCCUCCGUGCGAAAGCAAUUGAGGACCUGGAGGUUGCACCGGGAGUUUUCAUCAUCGGCAGCUUAACUGGAGAUUCUCUGGUCAGGUUCUCAUACGGCGGAUGCGUCUACACUGCUGGGCAUCUGAUAGAUGGCGAACGGGACAGCCGCAGUGUCUGCAGUAGUCUCGCGUCAUCCCCUAAACUACAUGGUUCUUCGCUUUCCGUGAUGAACGGUAUGGAUGGGCACCUUGUAUACCCAACCGGCGAUACAUCGGACCUGACUCGUGAAGAUACCGUCAGCAAAAUGUCAACCGUCACAGACCAGCCUGUUGUACGUGGUUGGUGGAAGACAUUCUCCCGCAUGUGGAACGAUUUUACACGAUAA
Penicillium concentricum is the source of this 1602-nucleotide messenger RNA. RefSeq lists its product as uncharacterized. The coding region runs from base 1 to 1602 and encodes 533 amino acids. NCBI's taxonomy places the organism in Eukaryota, Fungi, Ascomycota, Eurotiomycetes, Eurotiales, Aspergillaceae. The transcript has 2 exons. The record is from RefSeq and is a predicted model, not a curated record.